AUGCAUCCGUUAAUACAACCGCCAUUCAACCAAUAUCCACCUAAUGAAACGCCGGAAAUACAAAUACCACAACAUACCACCGUGAUAAUAAGCGAAGAAAGCCACGAAGCUUCUACUAAUGUUGAUUUAUAUAGAGGUACUCUUGAUGAUAUGGAAAGGGAUGCCGAAAUUAUUGAACAAAAGGCACCAACUUGGUUAAUUGAAUUUUUAAUUAAGAAUAAGAUUCCUGCUAAAGAACCUGUAAAGGUCAGUUUCAUAUUAAAACCACAUGAAGGUUCUGAAUUAGAUGAAUUACCAAAUGGAAACGCAAGAUUAACUGCAAAUAGAAUGUUAAGAGUAAGGAAAAUAUUAGCUUAUAUAGUAGAAAAAUUAGAGUUAGAUCAACCACCAAUUAAACCGAUUUCUUUAACAACAAACAAUAACACCACUAAUAAUGGCACUAUUAUUUUCAAUGGACAUUCGGUUACCGAAUCUACAAAUGCUAAAGAUAAUGGUGGUGGUAGCAUGACUGCUACACUACUUGCUACAGAAAGUCUAGAAAAUGCGUUGGGUGAUGCUGAAAAAAAUACUGAUGAAGGUAGUAAUGAACAAGAUAAUACCACCGGUAAUAAUUCACAAAGUACAGCCGCUGUUGAGGAAGAAAGAAAGAAUGCCAUGAAACCUGAAUUAUGGUUAGAAUUAGUUUGUCAAGAUCAGAUCUUGCCUCCUACCAUGACAUUGGCUACUAUUAAAUCUCAAAUAUGGAAAGCAUCUGGUGAUUUAACAAUGACUUAUAGGUUGAGAAUGAAAAGCGUUUGA
Molecule: messenger RNA, 798 nt
Organism: Funneliformis geosporum
Lineage: Eukaryota; Fungi; Glomeromycota; Glomeromycetes; Glomerales; Glomeraceae
Source: the annotation of a GenBank genome assembly